UUUGUCAAAACCAUAUGAUACGACACUAGUCAUGUCAGUAUGGCAGUUGGCUUGUAUUGGGUUGUGAUAUGUUUACAAGAUUUUCGGUAUUGUUUGAGGAGUACUUUUGCGUCUAGUCGUGAAUUGUAAUGGAUACAACAGAAAAUAAUAGCGACACCGAGACUGAAAGCACCGAAGAGGAAGUGGAACCUAAGUUAAAAUAUGUCCGAAUCACGAAUGACUUACAGAAUAUUCUCAAUAAAGAUGCUGUUACAUGCGUCGCAGUGCAUCCUAGAUUUCUUUUCUUUGGAACAUUCUUCGGUAACGUUUAUUUGCUCGACCACCAGGGCAAUUUCGUGGAUUCAUUCCUGAACCGCCAGCAGAGCUUUUCGCACUCGGUUUCAGUAAAUCAAAUUUCAAUCGACUCCAAAGGUGAAUAUGUUGCAACAUGCUCGGAUGAUGGAAGGGUCAUUAUCAAUGAAUUAUACAAUGAAGAAUCUCAUCAGAAACUAGAAAUUGGUAAAUUUGUCCGAUCGGUGGCUCUCGAUCCCGACUAUCAUAAAUCGGGGUCAGGUAGGCGACUUAUUGUAGGGGACGAUAGAUUAACGCUGUUCGAAAGAAAUUUUGUGAAAGGAUUGCGAUCGACAGUAUUAAGCGAGUCAGAAGGGCUAGUCUCUGCCGUCGCUUGGAGUGGCCAGUUCGUGGCGUGGGCCAGCAGCCUUGGUGUACGUGUCUAUGAUUUGAACGAAAAGUGUUCGUUGGGUCUAAUUAAAUGGGAUGAACAAAAUGGUAUUAAAUUGGAGAGUUUCCGAUGCAAUCUAAGGUGGGCUAAUUCCACUACGCUUCUGAUCGGCUGGGUGGAUACAAUUCGCAUUUGUAUUAUACGAAAACGAAAUGCCAUCGAAGUUUCUACAAGGGACUUACCUGGAUAUAUUGUAGAUCCAAUAUCAACAUUCCAAACGGAUUUCUUCGUAUGCGGAGUGGCGCCUUUAGAUGCAAACCAGUUAGUUGUUCUAGGUCACCCAAAGGAACGUGAUGCUGAAAGCAAAAAGGCAUUACGGCCUAUAUUGUGUGUGUUGCAAUAUAAAACAAGUGAUUAUUCUGAAAUUUGUACCGACAGUUUGUCUUUGCGAGGAUAUCAAGAGUACAAAGUAAACGACUACCAUCUGGAUUGCCUAAUUGAGGAGAAUAGAUAUUUUAUCGUUUCGCCGAAAGAUGUAGUAGUGGCAAGCCUUUAUGAAAAUGAUGACCGCGUGCAAUGGUUAAUUGAUCACAGAAAAUUCGAUCAGGCUAUAGAAGUAAUAAGUGCACACGGUGGGAAAUAUUCAUUGGUGAAUGUAGCACGGCUUUAUAUAGACCACUUAAUUGCACAAAAACAGUUUGAUGAAGCAGCUAAAUUAUGCUUAAGGGCGUUUGGCUCGAAUAAAGUUUUGUGGGAGGAAGAAGUAUAUAAAUUUGUGAAAGUUCAGCAAUUAAGGUCAGUAAGUGCAUAUUUACCUCGUACAAAUGACUGUAAGCUGAAGCCCCAAGUGUAUGAAAUGGUUUUGUACGAGUAUUUGAAACUAGAUUCUAAGGGCUUUCUUAAUUUGGUGAAAGAAUGGCAUCCCAGUUUGUAUAACACAUCUGCUGUAAUCAAUGCCAUCCACGACAAUUUCUCUAAAAGAGACGCUGAUGAACUUUUAGAAUCGCUCGCUAUUCUUUACUCGCAUGAAAAGAAAUAUGACAAUGCAUUAACGAUGUAUUUAAAACUUCAAAAUAAAGACGUUUUUGAUUUAAUCAAGAAACAUAACUUAUAUAACGUCAUUCAUCAAAUGAUUAUACCUCUAAUACAAUUAGAUGAGGAUCGAGCAAUUCAGAUGCUGUUGGAAAAGAAUAAAAUACCGCCAGAGAUAGUGGUUCAACAAUUGGAGCAAAGACAGGACUACAUGUAUCUUUACCUAGAUGCGUUAGAUAAAGUGGAUAACACCGGCAAAUUUCAUUAUAAACUGGUUAAUCUUUACGCAAAAUAUGACCGUGACAAACUCUUGUCAUUUUUGAAAAGAUCGGAUCGGUAUCCAAUUCAGGAAGCCUUCGAUACGUGCAAAAGGGAGUUAUUCUAUCCAGAAAUGGUGUAUUUGUUGGGACGAAUGGGGUGUAUACGAGACGCUUUGAACAUUAUAAUGCAUAAUAUCAAGGACAUAAACAUGGCGAUUGAGUUUUGCCAAGAGCAUGACGAUGCGGAUUUAUGGGAUGCUCUUAUAAACGAAUCACUGGAAAAACCAGAAAUAAUGACUAAACUGCUAGAUGGUAUAGUCGGUUAUGUAAAUCCUGAAAUACUUGUGAAUAAAAUUAAACUUGGUCAGCAAAUCCCUGGGCUGAAAAAGUCGCUUAUUAAAAUGCUUUGUGAUUAUGGGUUACGCGUGUCAAUACAGGAUGGAUUUAACGAAAUUCUUGUUACGGAUUACUUUAAUUUACAAGAGAAACUAGUGCAUUGUCAUCGACGUGGUCUCUAUGUUGCAAGUGAUAAUGUCUGCGGAUUGUGUCGUCGGGACAUUAUUGUAAAAGACCCUUUAAAAACCGAUAUUAUUGUUUUUAAUUGUCGCCAUUGUUUUCAUGAGAACUGUUUACCAGAUAGAUAUAAUGUGAACUUUUGUACGGUAUGUAAUUCAAAACAGUAAAAUUGGAGUUGAAUGAAGAUGCAAAUUGAUAAUAUUCAGUUUUCAUAUUAUUUCACUGCAUAGCAGAUGUGCAUUGAAUAAAUAUUCUUGCGAAACACGUUAUGCUGCCGAAUUUUUAACAAGAUUUUACCACCUACCAUGCAAACAUUUUGCAUGACAUUAAUCGAAAUCAGAUUUUUUGGCUAUUUGCUAUUCGUUCUUCCUCAAUUUUGUUAUGUUUCAACGUUUUUAUGCAUUAUUUGUUAAUAUAUCUAUAUGUAUGUAAAGUGGUAAAUAAAGUAGACCCUGAAGAUUAAA
Hermetia illucens (black soldier fly) is the source of this 2933-nucleotide messenger RNA. RefSeq names its product vacuolar protein sorting-associated protein 41 homolog (gene lt). The transcript has 15 exons. The record is from RefSeq and is a predicted model, not a curated record. NCBI's taxonomy places the organism in Eukaryota, Metazoa, Arthropoda, Insecta, Diptera, Stratiomyidae. Gene Ontology annotation, molecular function: protein binding. Gene Ontology annotation, biological process: macroautophagy; endosomal vesicle fusion; protein targeting to vacuole. Gene Ontology annotation, cellular component: HOPS complex; late endosome. Bases 129 to 2636 code for a protein of 835 amino acids.